UUUUUUCUCAAGACCAUAUUUAAUGCAAUUCAUCUCAUACAUGUACAACUAAAAUGGAAAUAUAUCAGCCAAUAAUAAGUUACCAUGCCCCCUUUGAUGUGAAUUUGCAAAUUGACAAUAUGUUGGAUGUUUCUAAUAAUGUUAUACCAUUAUGGACCAGUAAGAAUCUCCAGUUAAGAUAUGAUGAAGAGUAUUUGAAUUUUGAAAUAAUAGACAAAAAUUCAGAUUGUGAUUCUGAAGAUGGCGUUCAAGAUAAUACAUCUUACAUAGAUAUAGAGACAAACAUCCAAAAGAGUUUGUGCCAUAUUUGUAAUGUAGAAGUGCCAUCUGGCUAUAUGUUAUCACACCAAAACAGUGAGAAACACAAAACAUAUGUGAAAAUAUCAGAAAUAGCGUUAGAAAGGGUUCGGAGACAAAUGUCAGAGACUUAUACUUCGGAAAAUAAGAUCCCUUCCAUGUAUUUCUGUCAGUCCUGUGUCGUACUUGUACCUAAAAAUGAUAAACAGUUACAUUUGAUUUCUAUUCAACAUAAAAAUUCUAUAAUUAUUGAUAAAUUGUUGAACGAUUUCUCAAAAUUAUACUUUGAUGAUGCAAUAGACAUAGAAAAAGAAUUGAAACAUAAAAAAAUUGUGUCAACUGAACCUAUAAUAGAAGAAGAUGAAUUAAUCAAUUUAAAUAAUGAUGAAUCCGAUGAAAUUACAGUUUCGAGCUUUGAUAAUUUAAAUCCAAAUGAUGUUGAUGAGUUAAUAAUUCAACCGAUUGAAUUACCUCUCGAUGAAGAAUUGAAAAUAAUCAUAGACAACCUAAAUACAGAUAUAACAAAAUAUAAAUUAGAAUAUUUGGACAAAGAUUAUGUAAUCAUUUUAACAGAAGAUGGUGUUAAAUUUAAAUUGAAACAUGAAAACUUUCAUAGUUUCUAUCCAUUGGAUAUAAAACAUGUACAAUGUAAGCUAUGUUGUCAAAUAGCUAGGAAUUUAAAGGAACAUAUAUUUGAGGAAGAACAUCUGACAAAGUUAGCAUUGCCCAUUGACAAGAAUUGUAUCAGAAAGAUUGACGAUUCUAAAGGUCACUGCAUAUUAUGUAAUGAAAUAAUACAUAAUCCAGAUAUACAUGCUCUAUGUGACAAAAACCAUGACAUUUUGAUGAUAAAAGCAAUGAUAUUUGAUAAAGACGACACUAAAGUUACAGAAAUCGUACAAAAUAAAAACGAAAAGAAAGAUAACAACAGUGAAAAUACAACAUUUAAAGAUCCAACUAUAAAAAAGAGAGAAAUAGCAUCUAAAUAUUAUUUUUGUAAUGUCUGUUAUAUACCAGUGAAUAAAAAAGAUACAGAAAUACAUUGCGAUGAUCCAAAACAUAUAUCAAAUGCAAAAAUAGAAUCACAUUAUCUGUUAGAUUAUUCAUACGCACUUAGUAAAUUAAGAUGUACGAUAUGCAAAAUUUACUUCCCCAUUAAUAAAAUGAAAGACCAUUUAAAGAAUUACCAACAUAAAUCAACCUAUGAUGCUUUGUUAACUGCUAACUAUCUAAAAAAAACAACAAAAAAUAUAUUUUGUGAACUAUGCAUCGUAUAUAUGAGAAUAGGGAAUGAAAUUAAACAUAUUGAAUCAUUAGGACAUGUAACACUAUUAAAAUCUAAAACUAAAGCAGAAUCUAAAACAGAUAAAAAAACUAAUAAAGCUAGUUUACAUGCAAAAGAUACUAAAGAUAACGUACAAAAGAUAGAUGAAAAUAAACCACAAAAUGUUACACUUGUGGGUAAAAAUAAUACAGAUAUGAAAUCUGGUAAUGAUAAAGUAAAUGUACAAUUAAAUUCUAAUCAGAAAUCAGUAACUUGCAAAGUAUGUGAUAUAAAAAUGUUGGAUAAUGAAAAAGAUGUAAAAAAUCAUCUACUUAAGUACCAUAAAAUAGAUGAUACGAAAUCUGUUAAAGAAAAUAGUAAAAUGAGAUUAACAGGAAAUUUAUUUAUAUGCGAAACUUGUUGUGAAUAUGUUACAAUUGAAGAUGAAUUAAAACAUCUUUCGAGUCCAACUCAUAUCGUGAAAGCUUUAAGGAAAUCUGAUAUAGAUGACAAUAAGAUUAAUGUACAAGUUAAAAAAGACGAUACGAACAAUAACCAACUACCCUCAACAUCUAAAGAUAUAAUUUUUAUGCCAAGAUUUAAAAAAACAGAUACCAAAAAAAAACGUUACUGUUUUAUAUGUGCUACUAGUGUAUAUGAUGAUAUCGAUUCAAUUCAAAGACAUGAAAAUGGCAAAAAACAUAACUCAAAUUUCGAAAGUAUUUUGAAAAUAAAUAAAAUUGAAGAUAGAGAUGUUUAUUUACAAUGUACAUUAUGUUGUAUGCCAUUAGAAAAAAAUGAAUUGAUCACUCAUAUAAAUAGUGAUUACCAUUUACGUAAAGAAAACGUUAAAAAGGGUGUUACCACUGUUACCUAUUGUGAUACAUGCCAAAAAUUUAUAACAACCAAAAUAGAGGCGCAUAUUUUAAGUGCUGCCCACAAAAGUAGGGAAAUUCCAAAGAAUGUUGCCAGUUAUUUGUGUCAUCUUUGCGAUGUUUCAUUAACAAACAGUAAUAUGAAUAUAAAAGAACAUAAUGACGGUAGUCAACAUAAAAAUAAUGUCAAAAUGUUGGAUGAUAAUACCAUAAAAAUAUCUGACGAUAAUUUUUACUGUGAAACUUGUGAAAUGAGUGUCACAUAUAAAUUGAUAAGACAGCAUAUAAAUACGUCAAAACAUUUAAUACUAAUGGGGAAUGAUGUGCCAAAAUAAACAAACAAAAUCCUUAUAAUGAAGGUAGUACAGACCGACAAUGAUAUCUGACCUGGCGGGCAAGUCAAACUAAAUUAUGAUAGAUCCACUAGCGCCCCUGUUGAUUUCAAAAAACUAUCUUUAAGUCUUUUUCGCAAUUUAUCUGUCAUAUUUUUUUCUUUUAUGCAUUGCCUCUC
Messenger RNA from Papilio machaon (common yellow swallowtail), 2947 nucleotides. RefSeq lists its product as uncharacterized. Bases 54 to 2771 code for a protein of 905 amino acids. The record is from RefSeq and is a predicted model, not a curated record. Gene Ontology annotation, molecular function: nucleic acid binding; zinc ion binding. Lineage: Eukaryota; Metazoa; Arthropoda; Insecta; Lepidoptera; Papilionidae. The transcript has 4 exons.